AUGAUAACUUUAUCCUGCGAAAUUAACAAAGUAUCAGUUACAGCUAUAUUAGAUUCCGGUGCUAAUUGUAAUAUUGUAGCUGAGGAGUUAGUAAAUGAAUUAGGUUUAAAAAUCGAUGAUAUCUCUGAUGUAGAAAUAUACUCACCCAUUGGCAAACUCAAUGUAGUAAGAGUAAUUUGUGAAAUCCAUAUUUCAAUCCCGUCUCAGGGCCCUAAAUGGAAACAAGUAGAAGUUACCGAUAUUUUUGUUGUUAGUAUUCCUGAACCUAUACUGAUGUUGGGUCAGCUAUGGUUCCAGGAAAAUGCAAUGAAAGUGAACUUUCCAAAUAAAACUCUUACAUUGCUCGAUGAAACUAGUUACGAGAUUAAAUGUAAUUAA
This is a messenger RNA of Acaulospora morrowiae, 378 nucleotides long. NCBI's taxonomy places the organism in Eukaryota, Fungi, Glomeromycota, Glomeromycetes, Diversisporales, Acaulosporaceae. The record is from the annotation of a GenBank genome assembly.